AUGACUUCAUUGCACUCCCAGCCUGGUUAUUGCAGUGUGACAUGGAACUGCUGCUGGUUUGUUCUUCCUGCUAAGCAGGCUUGUGUCUCUCCCAGGUGGUCUGAAACUAGUCCCGGCUACUGGACAGGGGUGCUGGCAGGACGGGUUUGGACCCUGACGCAGUCAGACGAGCAGCUCUGGUACACACUCCAUGACGAGGAGAAGGAGGACGGCAGCCGGGAGGAAGAGGCCCUCUCCGAGCCCCCGCUGAAGAAAGGGAGGAAACAGGCCCAGCCGGAUGGGAGCCAUGCCGAGACCAGUGAGCGCUCAGGCAGCCAUUUGUCCGGAGAACUGAUCCACGGCAUGGAGGGGUUGACGCCCUCCCAGGUCCUCCAGGACUAUUUCCAGUUACACAUAAAUCUAUCUGCAUUGUACCAGGGAUGGUCUUACGUUGACUCACACUUCCGGGAAGUCGCCAUCAAGUUUCCAGGAGUCCGGGUGCUGCGACAGGACCCCGUGGAGUGCCUCUUCUCCUUCAUCUGCACCUCCAACAACCACUUGUCCCGCAUCACCAAUAUGAUCCAGCACCUGUGCCAGGCAUUUGGGCGCCGCCUCUGCCAGCUGGACACCAAGACGUACCAUGCCUUUCCUUCCUUGCAGGCAAUGGCAGGAGCCGACACUGAAGCCCGCCUGAGAGACCUGGGCUUUGGGUAUCGGGCCCGGUUUGUGAGCGAGAGCGCCAGGGCCGUCCUAAAGACUCUUGGUGGUGCGGCUGGCCUUCAGCAGCUGCGCACCGUCCCUUAUGAACAGGCCCGACAUGCCUUGUGCACCCUCCCUGGCGUGGGAGUCAAGGUGGCCGACUGCGUGUGUCUCAUGUCGCUAGACAAAGCUGAAGCGGUGCCCGUGGACACGCACAUAUGGCAGGUGGCCAAGCGGUACUAUGGCCAAGAGUUGGGGAUGGGGGCUCGCAGCGUGACAGAGCGGGUCCAUCGGGAAAUCGGGAACUUCUUCCGGAGCCUGUGGGGACCCUAUGCUGGAUGGGCUCAAGAGGUUCUCUUUUGUGCCGACCUAAGGAAGUACCAGGAGUCGCCAGAUCCGGAUGCCAAAAACCGCUGUGCCAAAAUUGCCAGGAGCAGCAACUCCACCUUGACCUAAUCAUUCCCCUCCCAGCCCAGUGUGGCCUGUGCAUCAGACAAGUAAGAAAACUAUUCCUUCUCCAGGGCCGGAGCUGGAGAGGAACCUCCACGUUGGGAGCAGGGCGCCGUCUGAGUGAUCGAAGAGGGUCUGAGCGGUUUGUGUUGUGGAGAGUCGGUUUCGGCCGUUGUGGUUGGGUUGUUUGUGCCCCAGCAGUGGCCGUUUGUGGUAUAAGCUUGUUGUGUAGCUGCAAAGUAUCAUAGAAUACUUUUUUAUCUGUCGCUUAUGUCUUUUGCUUUAUCUUUUGGUACAGUAUUAAUGUGUUGCGGUCCAGUUUCUAAGGAAGGCCACGAGAAGCUUGUCUUCUCCUCCUCCUCUGGACUUGACCCAUAUAUUUAGUCAUUGGGCAAACUUGGGCCCUGCAGGUGUUUUGGACUCCAACUC
Molecule: messenger RNA, 1557 nt
Organism: Anolis sagrei ordinatus
Lineage: Eukaryota; Metazoa; Chordata; Lepidosauria; Squamata; Anolidae
Source: RefSeq, a predicted model, not a curated record